CCGUGAGAGAAGUAAAGCACUGUUUUGUCCCUCUGCGCUCUCCGUAAGAAAAUUUGGUCGGAGAGGGUCAAAGAGAUGGCGCCCUUUAGAAUAGGAAAGCUGAGCAGCGUGCCUGUGGGUGUGAUAUAUGCAUCUGUAAGUGUACAUCUGACCAAAGAAGAGGAAUCCAAAAAGCAGCUAGUGAGACCAGAGCAGCUCCCCAUAUAUACCGUGCCACCUCUUCAGUCUAAAUAUGUUGAAGAGCAGCCUGGUUAUUUACAAAUGGGCUUUGCAUCCAUCCGCACUACAACUGGUUGUUAUAUUGGCUGGUGCAAGGGUGCAUAUGUCUUUGUGAAAAAUGGGAUAAUGGAUACAGUACAGUUUGGAAAAGAUGCAUAUAUCUAUCUGAAGAAUCCUCCUCGAGAUUUUCUUCCAAAAUUGGGAGUGAUUACAAUUUCAGGGUUGGCAGGCUUGGUUUCAGCAAGAAAAGGUUCCAGGUUUAAGAGAAUUGCUUAUCCAGUAGGACUGGCUACUUUAGGAGCAACUGUUUGCUACCCAGUUCAGUCAGUAAUAAUUGCAAAGGUAACUGGGAAAAAAGUAUAUGCUACAAGUCAGCAAAUAUAUGAAGCAUUUAAGUCAUUGUGGACAAAAAGCACCAAAAAAGAAUCACUGCCAGAGCCUAAAGGAAAAACUAAGCUAGGAAACUCUGAUGAAACAGAAAUACCUACAGAAACAACUCACAUCCUGAAACAUUCAGUGUCUUCGCCAACGGAAUUCAGUUCUGAAACAGUGAUAAAAUCAGAACCCACCUCAGGUACUACCCCAUUUAAGCCUGACCCUAAACUCAUGGAUCAUGGGCAGUCCUAUCCAGAAGAUGAAGAUAUGUACAGCACUAGAAGCUAAAGUAGACUGCAUAAAGAACUACAAAAUGUGUGAAGUUGCAAAUGAUGAUGAAAAAAUUCAUGCAAUGGGUAACUGACAUACACAGUAUAACUUAAAUCAAGUUUUUUUUUUACAUCUUCUGGUGUACAGUUUGACCAAUCAUGUCAGUGAUUAACACACAAACUAAAUGCAAGACAAACAGUAUUAAAUCAUUAAGUGACACAAGUUGAAGUAUUAGGUCACAGUUAAUGACUUUAAUGACAUUUAUUAGAAAGCAAAAAGAUGAUAAACACCAAUGAAAUUAAAAUCUGAAUAUAUAUAUUUACAUAUAUAUAUACUAUAUAUAUUUACAUAUAUACAUUUUUAUGUGCUUUAAAUUUUCAAAAUUAAUGCCAGUUAAAUUAGAAUAGUGUGUGGAAGGAUAUAUUCAUUUUUUCCCUUUUGUUAGAACUGGAAUAAAGUAUCCACUUGUUAUGA
Molecule: messenger RNA, 1338 nt
Organism: Chinchilla lanigera (long-tailed chinchilla)
Lineage: Eukaryota; Metazoa; Chordata; Mammalia; Rodentia; Chinchillidae
Gene: Apool
Product: apolipoprotein O-like
Exons: 9
Coding region: 76-882 (268 amino acids)
Biological process (GO): cristae formation
Cellular component (GO): MICOS complex
Source: RefSeq, a predicted model, not a curated record